AUGGACUUUCCUUCUCCAACCUUUGAAGUUGUCCACCAUUUUAACCUUCUCCAUCUUCUCUUCCAGCCUGUGGUCUACUACUUGGUCAAGUGGUGCUCCUUACCCUACGAGGACAGCACUUGGGAACUCAAAGAAGACGUCGACGAAGGGAAGAUCACGGAAUUUAAACGUAUCCAAGCUCGUCAUCCAGACCUCAAACGUUUGCCACGUCCACAAGCUGGUUCAUGGAAGAAGUUGGAGUUGUCCCACGAGUAUAAGAACCACAAUCAACUGCGUGAAUAUCAACUAGAAGGUGUCAACUGGUUACUCUUCAACUGGUACAACAGACAAAACUGUAUCUUGGCCGAUGAGAUGGGAUUAGGAAAGACCAUCCAAUCCAUCGCUUUUUUAGAAGAAGUCUACAACGUUGGAAUUCGUGGACCAUUCUUGGUCAUCGCUCCGUUGUCCACCAUCACUAAUUGGGAACGAGAGUUUAACACGUGGACCGAGAUGAACACCAUCGUCUACCACGGAAGUUUGGCUUCCAGACAGAUGAUCCAACAAUAUGAGAUGUACUGCAAAGACACCAAGGGUCGUCUCAUCCCUGGUGCCUACAAGUUUGAUGGUCUCAUCACCACUUUUGAGAUGAUCCUUUCGGAUUGUCCCGAGUUACGGGAGAUCGAGUGGAGAUGCGUCAUCAUCGAUGAAGCUCAUCGCUUGAAGAACCGCAACUGUAAAUUGUUGGAUAGUCUCAAACAUAUGGAUUUGGAACACAAAGUCCUCUUGACGGGUACUCCGCUCCAGAACACGGUGGAAGAACUCUUCAGUCUUCUCCACUUCUUGGAACCUUCUCAGUUUCCUUCUGAAGCCGAGUUCCUCAAGGACUUUGGAGAUCUAAAGACUGAGGAACAGGUCCAGAAGCUCCAGGCCAUCCUCAAACCCAUGAUGUUACGUCGGUUGAAAGAAGACGUGGAGAAGAACUUGGCUCCAAAACAAGAGACCAUCAUCGAGGUGGAACUGACCAACAUCCAGAAGAAGUAUUAUCGCGCCAUCUUGGAGAAGAACUUCUCCUUCCUCUCCAAAGGGGUGGGUCACACCAACAUGCCCAACCUUCUCAACACCAUGAUGGAGCUUCGGAAGUGUUGUAACCACCCUUAUCUCAUCAACGGUGAGGAACCAAACGAUUUCCAUCUCCAAGCCAUGGUCCGUUCGGCCGGGAAGUUGGUCCUCAUCGAUAAACUUCUGCCCAAGUUGAAAGCUGGUGGCCACAAAGUCCUCAUCUUCUCCCAGAUGGUUCGAUGUCUCGAUAUCUUGGAGGACUACCUUAUCCAGAAAAGGUACCUGUACGAGCGGAUCGACGGGCGUGUCCGCGGGAACCUCCGCCAGGCGGCCAUCGACCGCUUCAGCAAGGCCGACUCCGACCGCUUCGUCUUUCUCCUGUGCACCCGCGCCGGUGGCCUGGGCAUCAACCUGACGGCUGCAGACACCUGCAUCAUCUUCGACUCCGACUGGAACCCCCAGAACGAUCUCCAG
Molecule: messenger RNA, 1512 nt
Organism: Antrostomus carolinensis (chuck-will's-widow)
Lineage: Eukaryota; Metazoa; Chordata; Aves; Caprimulgiformes; Caprimulgidae
Product: chromodomain-helicase-DNA-binding protein 8-like
Exons: 8
Molecular function (GO): ATP binding
Source: RefSeq, a predicted model, not a curated record